AUGAAGUGCAUGGAAUGCAAGAAAGAUGGUACUGAAGAAGAAAUGCUUUAUUGUGAUAGCUGUGACCGACCAGUUCACAAAGAUAAUUAUUGUUCUGGUCUGUGUUCAUCAGAAAUUAGGGUUAUGGAGUUAAAGAAGAAUCGUGUUCUACAGUUUUUGUGCCAAGAGUGUAAAUCUGGAAUGAAACUUGUUCCAAAACUAUUCAAAUUAAUUGAAAAACUGCAGAAUGAGGUUAAUGAUAUGAAAUUGCAGAAUUCUAAAUACCAAGAAGAGGAUAUUGUAAGUGAGGUAUUUGAAAGACAAAAGAGAAUGAACAACUUAAUCAUUCAUAAUCUAGGUGAAUCUGUGGAUAAAAGAAAUGCUGCUUCUGAUGAUUUGGCUACUGUGACCUCAAUUUUCAAGGAAAUUACUCAAGAGGAUAUUAAAGUUGUCAAAGCUGUUAGAUUUGGUAAGAAAAACAAAAAUGGUACUCGUUCCCUAAAAAUUGUAUUAACAAAUACUUUUGAUGUAAAGAAUAUUUUAAAAAAUAAGAUUUACGUUGCCGAAGCAAAGAAGAUAUUUAUUAAUUCUGAUUUAACCCCCCAGCAACUCAACAAACGCAAUGAAGUUAAAGAGGACCUCAAAAAACGCCAAGAACAAGGUCAGCCUACGGUAGCACCAACGAAUAAAAGCAUCACGGCCUUGUAUGGACAACCCCUUACAAUGACCAUGGAAUUCUGUGCCAAUCCUCCAUACACCAAAGCCUUAUGGAUAGCCAAAGACGUUAAAGUUUAUAAACCGGGUGAUGGAGAUAGUACCAUUAUGGCUUAUGGUAUAACGAAUUUAUCUCAACCAAACUGCCAUCAAGCCGUAUUAUUCUUGACGAAGGUCACUAGCGUAGAUAUUGGAGAAUACAAUUUUAUAGUAAAAUCGCCAAGCGGUAUAGCGGAUGGCAGUUUUCACGUCAACAUGACGUACGCCAGUGGUUACAACGUCCAAUUAGAAGAAGAUGUGAAAGUAGAGGAUAGCACUGACGAGGCCACUCGAAUUUCUACAUCGUUCUACAUAAAUGUGAUUGUUUUAUUAAUAAUGCAUAUAAUUGUUGUUAACGACUGA
This is a messenger RNA of Diabrotica balteata, 1095 nucleotides long. The record is from the annotation of a GenBank genome assembly. NCBI's taxonomy places the organism in Eukaryota, Metazoa, Arthropoda, Insecta, Coleoptera, Chrysomelidae.